AUUUUAUAUGAUAAAGUUAGCAAACCUUUCUAGAAGUUUAAAAAAUAUGCAGAGAUAUUUUGAUAUAGGAUUUAACGCAACAGAUCCAGUCUUUAGAGGAAUAUAUAGGGAGAAAAAAGUCCAUCCAAAUGAUUUUAAUGAAAUAUUAUUGCGUGCAAAAGAAGUAGGAUGUUGUGAAAUGAUGAUAACAGGAGGAUGUUUAAAAGAUUCUAAAGAAGCAUUUGAAUUGGCCCAAGAAUAUUGUAAUUUUACAUCUACAGUAGGAUGUCAUCCAACUCGUGUGACAGAAUUUGAAAAAUAUCCAGAAGGACCAGAAGAAUAUUUAAAAGAAAUAUAUAAACUUGCACUUUUUGGAAAAAAAGUAGGAAAAGUAGUAUCAUUCGGAGAGAUUGGCCUUGAUUAUGAUAGACUUGGAUAUGCAUCUAAAGAAUUGCAAACUAAAUACUUUGAAAAACAAUUAUCUAUUGCACCGAAACUUGAUCUUCCUCUUUUUCUACAUAGCCGUGCAGCAGCGGAUGACUUUAUAGCUAUUCUUUCACCAUAUCUUCCUCAAUUGCCUCGAAAAGGCUGUGUUCAUAGCUUUACAGGUACACUUGAAGAAAUGCAACAUUAUAUAUCAUUGGGUUUAUCCAUUGGUGUAAAUGGUUGUAGCCUAAAGACAGAAGAAAACCUAAAAGUUGUGAAAGAAAUACCAUUGGAAUAUUUAAUGCUUGAAACAGAUGCACCUUGGUGUAGUAUUUCUCCUACACAUGCUUCAUAUCCAUAUAUUAAAGAUACGUCUUAUGUAUUUUGUGCAGAAAAAAAAGACAAAUUCAUUUCAGGAAAAAUGGUCAGAGGACGAAAUGAACCAUGCACCAUUAUUCAAGUAGCAUGUGUUGUCUCUCAUUUGAAAGGUUUAAGCAUAGAAAAAGUAUCAGAAGCAGCAUAUUUAAAUUCAAUUAAAAUGUUUGGAAAUCAGUCCAUCUAAAUCUAACCAUAUAAACUUUUUUUUAAAAAAAACAAUGAAUAAUAU
This is a messenger RNA of Pneumocystis carinii B80, 1012 nucleotides long. RefSeq lists its product as hypothetical. Gene Ontology annotation, cellular component: cytosol. The record is from RefSeq and is a predicted model, not a curated record. Gene Ontology annotation, molecular function: 3'-5'-DNA exonuclease activity. The transcript is spliced from 3 exons. NCBI's taxonomy places the organism in Eukaryota, Fungi, Ascomycota, Pneumocystomycetes, Pneumocystales, Pneumocystaceae. Bases 8 to 967 code for a protein of 319 amino acids.